This is a messenger RNA of Chlorella variabilis, 1149 nucleotides long. RefSeq lists its product as hypothetical. The record is from RefSeq and is a predicted model, not a curated record. The transcript has 7 exons. Gene Ontology annotation, cellular component: cytosol. NCBI's taxonomy places the organism in Eukaryota, Viridiplantae, Chlorophyta, Trebouxiophyceae, Chlorellales, Chlorellaceae. Gene Ontology annotation, molecular function: mRNA binding. Bases 1 to 1149 code for a protein of 382 amino acids.
AUGUCCGCCGUGAUGAGACGCCUGCCGCGCCUGGCCGGGCGCGGGGUCGCGGCCAUCACCUGCGCCGCCAUGCCGGCGGCGCUGGCCGCGCCCGCCGCCCCUCGCCUGGCUGUGCGCCCCCUCCUGGCCGGCGCCAGCCCCUUCCUCCUGAAGCAGCAGCGCUGGUCGCAGCUCCACCAAGGCAGCCGGUGGUUCUCUGUGGCGGCAUACCCUGAGGGCGCGGAGAGCGAGAGCAGCGCCGAGGCGGAGCUGGAGGCCGCCAGCCCAGAGGUCAGCCCAGAGGCCGGCGAGCCCGAGGAGCCCGCCGGCAGCGACGCCGGCUUCGCCCAGGAGGGCGGCUACGCCCAGAGGCGCGCGCCCGCGCCGCCCAAGCCCACCCGCGUGUUUGUCAACAACAUCUCUUGGGACACUGCCGACGAGGUGCUGGCCGAGCACUUUGGGCAGGCGGGCUCGGUGACCAGCGCCCGCAUCGUGCGCAAGCGGGACACGGGCCAGUCGCAGGGCUUUGGGUUUGUGGAGUUUGAGAGCGCGGAGGAGGCCAGUGCCGCCAUCGAGCGCCUGCACACCUCCCAGCUGGACGGCCGGGAGCUGCAAGUCAGGGAGGACCGCGGCGACAAGCGGCAGGUGCGCGGCCCGGGCCGGGACGGGCCGCGUGAGUUCAGGGAUGGCCCUCGCGACUUCUCUCAGGGCUACCAGAACCGGGCGCCCAGGCAGGGAGGCUACCAGUCCGCCCCGGACACUCGGGUGGUGGUGCAUGGCCUACCCAUCACUGACUUCCAGUGGCAAGACUUCAAGGACCUCGCCAAGCGCGCGCUGGAGGAGGGUGGCGGCAACACGGAGGGCGUGAUGCGCGCCGACGUGCGCACGCACCCCGACGGCACCAGCCGCGGCUGGGGCAUCCUCACCAUGGGGACCCCCGCCGACGCGCAGACCGUCAUCGAGGUGCUGCACGGCUCCAGCAUCGACGGCCGGGUGGUGUCCGCAAAGAUGGAUGAGUUUGCGCGUGGCAGGGAGCAGGGCCCGCGCGGCGGCGGCUACCAGGAGGGUGGUGGCGACAGGCGGGAGUACGGCGGCGGCAGGCGCGAGUAUGGCGGCGGCAGGCGGGAGUAUGGCGGCGGCAGGCGCGAGCGCGACGGGGGCGAUUACUGA